AUGUCAUCAAAACUUUUCGAUUUCAAGGCGAAAAUCAAGAAAAAUGUAACACUAAAGAUCCUGGCGGACUCCCUAGUGAACGACUAUUUUCUGGUUAUUCACAUAGACACUGCUCUUGAUGGAAAUAUUGAUGGGGCCAUUGAAAUCGUUAUAACUCGAAGAAACGGAAGCUUUAUCGAUACAACCUGGUAUAAAUUCAAGUACAACAAGUUUGAUAGUGAUUUUGAUGACUGGAUGAGCGACAAAGCAUACCUUCUUGACAGACGUUUACUACUUAAUGAAGCCUAUAAUGUGGAUUGGGUCCAAGCGAUUAUUCAUCAAACAGAUGUGCUCUACACGAAUUACCUGAAAUUCACGGCAAAUUUGCAGAAGAAAUCAAAUGAAAUCAAGAAGCAACCUUCUGAGCGACAGAAAGAAGCGGUGUUGCUUCAAGAUUUCAUUGCAACCCAUAAUACCUUCCAAAAAUCAACAAAAUUAUCUAAUUACAUUGGAAAGCUUGAGAGCGAACGGAAGAGAUGUUUGACGGAUAUUGAUAAAUUGAACCUUAAAAUUAAAGGGAUUGACGCUCACGUGACUAACUUACGAUCUGAUCUAGAGAAAGAGCGUAAAAGAGACAAGGAGCGAUAUCAAAAUUUGAUGGCUAAGAUUAAAGAAAACGAAGGAGUAAAAGAUGAUCAAAAGGACUCUGAUCAGAACAGAUGCUCAGUUUGCUUCGAAACAUAUGAAAAAGACAAGCGUCAGCGAUCAUGUCUAACUGUAUGUGGUCAUCAAUUUUGCUUUCCUUGUGUUCAAAAAUUAUCUGGUUCCUGUCCGAAGUGCAGAAAAUCUUUCAAGAAGCACGAAGCCAUCAGACUGUUCUGA
Oikopleura dioica is the source of this 861-nucleotide messenger RNA. The record is from the annotation of a GenBank genome assembly. NCBI's taxonomy places the organism in Eukaryota, Metazoa, Chordata, Appendicularia, Copelata, Oikopleuridae.